This is a messenger RNA of Gadus macrocephalus (Pacific cod), 8865 nucleotides long. Its product is annotated as zinc finger C3H1 domain-containing protein-like. The transcript is spliced from 37 exons. Gene Ontology annotation, molecular function: protein binding. Bases 194 to 7819 code for a protein of 2541 amino acids. Gene Ontology annotation, biological process: RNA processing. NCBI's taxonomy places the organism in Eukaryota, Metazoa, Chordata, Actinopteri, Gadiformes, Gadidae. Gene Ontology annotation, cellular component: nucleus; exosome (RNase complex). The record is from RefSeq and is a predicted model, not a curated record.
UAUCGCGAUGCUAGAACGAGGUAAGACCAAAGAGAGAACGAGGGGGGUAGCUAAAGCAAGCUAGCGUUCCGUCACCGAGUUGUAUAGAUGACUAGAUUUGUGUUCAUUUGAUACCGAUAAGCCCCAUAUCAUAAUAACGAACAGGCUCGCCGAUGACACGACAUAUCUAGGAACAGUCUUAUUUCGUUAGAAAAUGGCUACAAGCAAUCGUUCUCCGCGGGAAGAAGGGGAACUAGAAGACGGAGAGAUCUGUGAUGAUGACACCGAGGAAAAUUUGCCUGUCGAGCUUUGCGGCGGUAGGCCAAGCGUUGAUUCUUCUAGGAGGCUAAACCACCAUCAUACACAUAAUUUGUUGCCUCUAAUGGCACACCCGCCGCCAGAUUUUCGACAUUUAAUGCCAUUCGACUUCGGACCUCAUUUGCUCGGACCCUUCCCCCCGAGCCACCGACAGCAAUGUGGGCCUAGUGGGCCUGAUCGACCUCCCCCGCCGGGGCUUGGUCCACCGCACAUGGACUUGAACCAACGAUCAGGCUUCUGGGAACGAAGUCACAACGCCUUGGGGAGAUAUAGGCACAGGGCUGUUCCGCCUGGGGGACGCGACGACUGGAGCAGACCAAUCUGGGGAGAAGGCGGUGGGGCAGGUCGCGGUGCGGCCAAUCUGAGACCGCCAUCUGAACGUUAUGGACCUGGAGAGCUCCAACUCAACAAGAACGAAUCUCCUCCUAGAAAACAAAAGCAGCCCUGGCCGAUUCAGGUGAGAAAACCAGGGCACAGUGUUGCGAAAUCCGAAAACGUGAUGGACGAGAGCUUUGAGGACCUGCUAUCAAAGUACAAACAGAUCCAGCUGGAGCUAGAAUGCAUCCGGAAGCAGGAAUCCAAGGCCCUAGAGCCCAGAGACUCCCCCUCCAGAGACCAGCCGCCGCCAGAGAUUCUUGCCAAUGUUACAGUGCAAAGAACCGAAGCAGAACCCGCCAGUAUUCAGAGUCACAGUGCCAUCGAGGAGGCGGCCGACCCACAGAGGACUGAGAAGAAAGUAUUCCAGGCUUUCAAUCUUAAGCCCUUGCGCCAAAAGCUGCUCACUCCGCUCGAAUUGGACGCAUUGAAGAAGAAACUAGAAGAGGAGAACGGUGUUGGACAGGAGGUGGAACAGGGGCAAGCUCAGCAGGCGGACGGCCCGGAGGGCGACGUGGUUCAAGUCCCUGCUUGUCUCAGAGGAAAUGGAGAAGGCCCCAAUCAUGCAGAAGCAAUGCUUCCUGGAGAAGACCUGAUUGUGCUGGAUGAAUGUUUCGGCUGUACAGAGGAAGAGGAGCACGGAGACCUGGAAAAAAAUCCAAACUUCAGCCGAGAGUUGUCAACGUCCAGUGAAGACUCUGUGACUUCCCCUGAAAAGACCGGUCUUCCCCGGAGAGUGGAGGAGGAGGAGCUGUCUGAAAUGCAGCUCAGGCUCCUGGCGUUGCAGUCGGCGAGUAAGAAAUGGCAACAGAAAGAGCAGCAGGUCAUGAAGGAGAGCAAGGAGCGCAUCACCAAGGCUUCCCAGGACAAGAAUUUAGGAAUGAUCCCAGGGAAUGCCACCCUUGGAAGGCCCAGAGUCACGACCAGGUCUGCCUCCACCGCAGCGGCCGCGGAGAGGGCCAGGACCAGGGUCAUGCCCCUGGAGAGGGCCCGGGAGAGGGCCCGGUCUGCAGCAAGGACCGCUGCCGCCAGGCCUGCAGUCAGGACCCCUGGCAGGCCUGCUGCCAAGCCCGGGCUCAGGCCUCCUGCUGCCAGGCUCAUGGACCGGGGCCGAGCCAGUCCCUUAGAGAGAGAGCGAGCCAAGCCCGUCUCCAAGUUGGCCGCGGAGAGAAGCCGAACCCCAGGAAAGGCUCCCCUGGCCAAGAAGAUGAUCAGCCCAGGUUCGUCGGCCAAGCAGGCGGCCCGCAAGCAGCAGCUGCGCACGUGGAAGCUGCAGCAGCAGAGUGAGGAGGAGAAGCGGAGGCUGGAGGACGAGGAGCGCAGCAAGCGGGAGGAGGAGAUCCGCAAGAUCCGCGACCUGUCCAACCAGGACGAGCAGUACAACCGCUUCAUGAAGCUGGUCGGAGGCAAGGCCCAGGCCCGCAGCAAGUCGAAAGACAGGGAACACAGGAAGUCGAUGAGUAAGCAGGGCCUGGAUGCCUCGGGUAACCUCUACCAGUACGACAACUAUGACGAGGUGGCCAUGGACACAGACAGUGAGACUGGAUCACCAGCCUCUUCGCCAGCGCACCACCCCCUGUCCACGGAGUACCUCCCAUCCAUGUCUUACUUGCCCUGCUACCCUGCAGACUCCACCCACUUCGGAAUGAACUUGGUACAGCAGUUCCUCCCCCACAUGCUUCCCGGUGUUCCCCCCCCACCUCCCCCUCCGGAAGAGUCACUGCCUCCCAAACCUCCGUUUGCGGAUGAGGAGGAAGAGGAGGAGAUGCUGCUCCGGGAGACGUGUUUGAUGUCCAUGGCCAACAAGAAGGUCCCUGGGCCUGGGGAGGAGAGCCCAGACAGCGAGCCUCCUUCUCCUAAAGCCCCGGCCCCUGUUGGAGUCCAGCUACCACCCAGGGGCAACCUGAGCAUGGUCAACCUGAACGCCGUGCCCCAGGCGCGGGCACCCAAGUUCAGCAGAGGCCACCACGUCCCCAGGCCCCCUCUCGUGCUCCCCAGACACCGGCCGGUGGUGGUGCAGCUCCACGACUCUGACGACAGCGAAUCUGAGCCGGAAGCCUCCAGCUCCACGAUGUCCUCCUUUGGGUGCCUGGACCUGAUGAUCAAGGAGGCCAGGAGGACUGUUGAGGCGGCGAAGCCGAAAGCGGCGGUCUCGGAGAAGGAGAACAACCCACUGAAGACCCCUGAGGCCCUGCCAGAGGCAAAGAAGACGGAGUACCGCAAGCUGAGGGAGGAGAUUGCAAGCCGGGAGAAGCAGCGGCUGCUCAAGGACCCGAGUCACAGCCCCAUGGGCUCUGCGUCGCCGGCGGCCUCUGACACGGAGAUGGACACGUUCUCCAGGGCCUCGGCCGAGCUUCACCUCUCGGCCACAGAGAAGAGGCUCACCAAACACCGAGCCAUCAUGCAGAAGGACGAAGCAAUCUUGAGACAGCUGCUCCAACAGGAGCUGAAGAAACGCGAGUCUCUGGGCGCUGCCGAGGGCAAAGUGGCCAAGCUGAGGGAACAGCUGCUCGCCUCGGAGAAGGUUGUCAGCGCCAACCUCACUCUGCUCAAGAAGCUCCAGGAACAGGUGCAGCGUGUGGAACACCGCGUGGCCGUAAAGAAGGACCAGGCGGGGAAACUGGAGAAAGAGUUGUCCCAAGCUCAGCUGGCCGCCGGGAGAGGGAUCAAGAGGAGACUGGAACCCAACCACUCAAAGUCGGGGAAGCUGUCCCGUCUGGACGCCGCCCCGCACGCCGGCCGCCACUUCGCCGAGCUCAUCGCCCAGAAGCAGCGGCUGCAGCAGCUGGAGUCGGAGUACGCCCAGAAGAUCCAGAAGCUGAAGGAGACCCAGGCCCUACACAACCGGGCCAGCCUGGCAGAAGCCCCGAGGGCCCCCACGCCCCCACAGCCCCAGACCCAGCCUCUACCGCCGUCGCUACCGCAGCCUCUGCCACAACCCCAGCCCCCGGCCCCGGCCCCGCCCCCCCCUGCGCCGCAGGCCCCACCCUCCAGCCCCUUCGCCCUGCCCCAGCCCUCCCUGCUCGACCUCUCCCAGGACAAGCUGACCCUGGGCGACGAGGAGCCGCCCGACGACGGCGAGGGGGAGCCGGCCCCUGCCGCCGGUCGAGGGGCCCGCCGCCUCUCCCUACGCCAGCAGGGCACCUUCACCAAACCCAAGCUGGAGCACCCGGGGGGCUCCACGCCCGCCGCCAAGAACAAGCCCGCCGCCAAGGCUAAGGCCACGCCCACCAACACGGCCACGCCCAGCUCCCAGCCGGCGGCCGCGGGCUCCACAGGGCCCACGCCAGUGUUCCAGGGCCUGGACGCCGAGGCCCUGAAGGCCCAGUACGAGCUGCAGGUGGAGCUGGGAGAGCUCCUGCAGAGAGAGCUGCGGAAGGCCUGGGAGGACACCGAGAGCCCGCCCGCUGGAAAGGUUAUCGUUGUGGACUUGGAGACGGUGACAAGCACAGCAGCGUCGCCAGAACUGAAGCCAGUACCAUUUGCACCAUAUCACAGCCCUCUCCUGGCGUUCAAGGCCUACAGGUUCAGCACGUAUUACAGGACCAAGGAGAAGUUGUCUCUGAGCUCGGUAACGUACAGCAACACUGUGGAGGCCAAAACCAGCUUCUGUCGCUUCGACCUCACCGGCACCUGCAACGACGACGACUGCCAAUGGCAACACAUGAGAAACUGUAUGCUGAGCGGAAACCAGCUGUUUCAGGAUAUCCUGUCCUACAACCUGCCUCUGAUCGGCUGUUCAGAGAGCAGCUCAGACGAUGACGUCAGAGUUUCUACAGAAAAGUACAUCAAGAAGCUGUUUGGCGCCCCUACCAAGGACCGCAUGGGCAUCGACCAGAAAGCUGUGCUCCUGGUCAGCAAGGUCAACGAGAGCCAGCGCCACGUCCCUCCAUUCACCACCUGUAAGGACGUAAGGAGGUGGAGGCCCAAGCAGGCCGCACAGAGGAGCUCUGCUCCUUCUGAGGACAGUGAGGAGGAGAGCCUGGGAGACGCUCCAGCUGCAGGGAAACACGUCGAGCGGACCAAGAGCAGACUGGUGUCCCUGGACGUGUGUGUGGCGCCGGAGGACAGGCGCUACUUCAUCAGCGAGACGGACGACAUCGCCAACCUGGAGAGCAGCGUGGCGGAGAGCCCCCGCGACGCCCAGCUCUGGAUCAAGCUGGCCUUCAGAUACCUCAGCCAGAACGACACCCCUGCGUCAGAGAGCCUGGAGGCCGCUCUCAACACGCUGUCCCGUGCCCUGGAGGACAACAGCAGCAACGCUGAGAUCUGGUGCCACUACCUGUCCCUGUUCUCCAGACGCGGCAGCUGGAAGGAGGUCCAGGAGAUGUGUGAGAUGGCCGUGGAGAACGCCCCCGACCCCCAAGUCUGGUGGAGAUAUCUGAACCUGGAGAGCUCGUUCGAGGGCAAGGACUACGUGUGCGACCGGCUUCUGCGCUUCCUCGUUGCCAGGGCGACGUCGGACGGCGUCACAGAGAAGCUGUCCUUCCAGCUGCUGGAGACGCUGCUCUACCGGGUGGACCUGAACAUCUUCACCGGCCGCAUCGGGGGCGCCCUGGCCAUCCUACAGAAUUCCUUGAAGUCGGCCAGCGAGAGGUGCAUCGCGGAGCACCUGACGGCCAGCGACCGCACGCUGCUCUGGCUCUCCUACAUCCACCUGACGGAGUUCGACUGCCUGCCGUCCUGCCUGUACGACCCGGCCGCCUCGGGCCCUGGCCGGCUGGUCAGCAGGGAGCCCUUCCAGCUGCCCUGGAGGUCUGCCCAGGACAUCAGCACGCCGCCCCAGACCCUGGUGGCUCUGUUCCAAGAUGCCAUCCUUCAGUGCACGGAUGAGAAGCUGCCGGCUGCAGAGAGGGUGACGGCCUGCCUUCCUCUGCACACCAACCUCCUCUGCCUCAACCGUAUCCUUGGAAGGCUGGAGGAGGCGGUGCAGCUGUGCGAGCCCCUGCUGGAGGCGUGUCCUGUGGCGUGCGAGCUGCGGGACGCCCUGGCAGACCUCCACCAACGCCAGGGCAACGGCGAGCAGGCGGUCACCGUCUGGCUGCACGCGCUGGCCGAGUGUCCCAACAACGCGCAGAUCUUCUACCACACCUGCCGCUUCCUCAUGGCCCAGGACAAGCCCAGCGCCAUCCCUCCCCUGUUCGGGGCGUUCUUCCUCUCCCUCUGUGAGGACGAGCAGAACCAGUUGGACCCCCUGGACAUCCUGCGACACAUCCUUGGCCUCCCGACUUCAGUUAUAUUGAAGGGAUCGAUCAUCAAGAAGCACCUGGAGGAGAAGCUCCGGCCACAGAUGCCCUACCUUCACCUGAUCCACUGCCGGUGGAACUGGCUCCAGGGCUCCACGGAGGAGACGGCCAGCGCCUUUGAGCGGGCGCUGGGGUCGGCCAUGCCUCUGGACCUUCUUCAUAAGCUCUGGAUGGACUACCUGCUGUUCAGCAGCUGCCGGCCGUGCGGGGCCCCGGCCCCUAGGGGGUGCUCCAAGGGGCUGUGGGAGCUGGUGCAGCGCUGCCUGGGCACCGUGCCGUCCCGGCUGGAGGUCCCCUUCAGCCCCGCCCAGUACUGGAGCUGCUACCGCUUCCACAACAAGGUGGUGAACCAUUACCUGAGCUGUUUGCUCCCAUCCCAGCACGCAAUGGUCCUGGAGAAACUCCGCUAUGCCAUGCCCAACAACGCUGAGCUGGGCCUCAGGUUACUGUACCAGGAGUGGCGGGACGGAGGCAUGGAACACCUCAAGUUCCAGGCCCGCCUGCUGACCACCAGCCAUCCGAAGUGUUUGGCCAUCUGGAAAAUAGCCAUCGCUGUGGAGUGGGAGCUGAAGGAGCGAGCGGAGGUGCGUCUCCUGUAUCGGCAGGUCCUCCGCCAUCUACCGCUGUGUGCUGCCCUGUGGAAAGAUGUAAAUCUCUCAACACACACACGCACACACAAACACACGCAUAUUCAGGCAGUCAUCCAGGUUUUACACAAACUGCACCUGACUUCAAAUUCAGCCGCUCUCCUUUUUGUUUCAGGUUUGUCUGUUUUUGAUCUGCUCAUAUUGUUGCUCAUGGUUUUGACUCCUGUUUUAGAACGUGAUUCACCUGCUCCUCCUCUUCUUCCGUGUCUCUCUCUCUAUCAUUCCCUUGUCUCUCUCCAUCUCUCCUCUCAUUCCCUAUCUUCCUGUCUCUCCUCUCAUUCCCUCUCUUCCUGUCUCGCCUCAUUCCCUUCUCUUCCUGUUUCUCUCUCAUCCCCUCUCCCUGUCUCUCUCUUCCUGUCCCUCCUCUCAUCCCCUCUCCCUGUCUCUCUCUUCCUGUCUCUCCUCAUCCCCUCUCCCUGUCUCCUCUCAUCCCCUCUCCCUGUCUCUCUUCCUGUCUCUCCUCAUCCCCUCUCCCUGUCUCUCUCUUCCUGUCUCUACUCAUCCCCUCUCCCUGUCUCUCUCUUCCUGUCUCUCCUCAUCCCCUCUUCCUGUCUCCUCUCAUCCCCUCUCCCUGUCUCUCUUCCUGUCUCUCCUCAUCCCCUCUCCCUGUCUCUCUCUUCCUGUCUCUCCUCAUCCCCUCUCCCUGUCUCUCUCUUCCUGUCUCUCCUCUCAUCCCCUCUCCCUGUCUCUCUCUUCCUGUCUCUCCUCUCAUCCCCUCUCCCUGUCUCUCCUCUCAUCCCCUCUCCCUGUCUCUCUCUUCCUGUCUCUCCUCUCAUCCCCUCUCCCUGUCUCUCUCUUCCUGUCUCUCCUCUCAUCCCCUCUCCCUGUCUCUCUCUUCCUGUCUCUCCUCUCAUCCCCUCUCCCUGUCUCUCUCUUCCUGUCUCUCCUCUCAUCCCCUCUCCCUGUCUCUCUCUCCCUGUCUCUCCUCUCAUCCCCUCUCCCUGUCUCUCUCUUCCUGUCUCUCCUCUCAUCCCCUCUCCCUGUCUCUCUCUUCCUGUCUCUCCUCUCAUCCCCUCUCCCUGUCUCUCUCUUCCUGUCUCUCCUCUCAUCCCCUCUCCCUGUCUCUCUCUUCCUGUCUCUCCUCUCAUCCCCUCUCCCUGUCUCUCUGCUCUCCAGCGCCUGUUGUUCCAAGCGGCGGAGGGAGGUAAUUCUGAUAAGCUGAGGAAACUGGGGGACAGGUGUCGAGAGCUGGGAGUGAGUCUAAAUGAGCCACUAAGUUUAGGCCCCGCCCAAACUCAGGGAGACCAUACAUGAAGCAGGCUGAGACCCAUCCCACCCCCCCUCCCCCCACACCACCCCCCCCACCACCCUCCCCAUACCAUUUAUCUUGAGUAUAAACAAAGCACUCUAUCUUAAGGUUCGACCGACCACUGCCAAGUAAGGUAAAGCAGAAUCAGAGUGGAGGGGGGGGCUGGGUGGUGGCUGGGAGGGGGGGCGACUCCCCCCUCUCCUCCCCUUCCUCCUCCUCCUCUCCCCCAACCCCUCCCCCCCUCCUGCAGCCAAUGAGGGGGCACCGCUUCGGCACGGAGGCCAAUGAACUUCCUCUGAUUGUCAGAACUCUCUGGGCUGCUAGUGUCGGCCUCCCAGCGCGACCGUAAGUAUAGUCCCUGACCGGGGACUCCGCUGCCUUGUUAGCCUGUCGUUUUUAAUUUCUCUGUCUCCCCCACCCUCUCCAUCCCCACCCCACCCCCCACCUCCUCGUUGCGUUUUCUGUAUUGUAUUGUCACUUGUGGAUUUUUGCUUUCUAUUAUCCUUUCUGCCUGGGUGGGGGUGGGUGGCGUUCGGACAGACCGCCGGCACCUCACUGUGGGUUUAUUUCAAAUACUGUGUUUUUUAAAGGAGCUAUUUACCCCCCCCCCCCCCUCUCUGCUAGUGAUGCUGCUGCCACUCUUUUUAUUUUUUUCCGCCCGUUUCCAUGGAAUAACAAUUGACAAUUUAUCCGCAAUUUUUUAAGUAACCAAACAAGGGGGGGGGGGGGGGGGGGGGGGGUUGAAAUUGGCCGCUGCUAGUAUUCUGUCAUGGUAUUUGUGAGACUGACGCCAAGACUGCACAAUGCUGUGACUGUCGUCUACCAGCCGACCAAUGGGGGAGGCCCUUUUAGACGAGCGGCAUUAGUCGUCGGGCGGAAGAGCCGGUCAGGAGCUCGUCCAAUCCUUUUUUUGUUUUUGUUUUUAUUGUUUUGGUUGAAAUUAUAUUAUUAUCGAUGAAAAAAGUAUUAGUCGGGAACGGAGGGCUCACUUCCUUCCAAUGUUCUUUUUUUGUAUGUUUGAAAAUGUUUAUUAAAUUAUUUUCUAAUGAAA